UGGCGAGUGCAUUCUCUACCCGGGCAGGGCCUGGGAAGGCACUUCUGCUUCCUUUCGUCGUCCCUCGGGUUGACCCCACUCCUGCACUGCGCCCCUCCUGGGGCUGUCUCCCGCCAGGCGGUUUUGGCCAAGGCACGCUCUCUGCGGUGAAGAGCUGUGCCUUGCCCAACCUGAGAAGGCAUGUUAAUAGAGAGACUCGGAUUUCGUGACCGCGACGGCCUUAUUGUCAUUCUCCUGGCGUCCCUAAACCAAGACUGCAGCCCCCCUGAACCUGUACCGUCAGCGCUCUUGAUGGGAUCCUUCCCUUUUCUUCCCGAUUUUAUUCACUCUGUUCGUGGAUCAGGCCUGGAAGACCAUGACACCCUCGGACACGCCCCUCCAGAAGCUGUUUUCCAAGACAAUCUAGUUUUCCUUUACAAAUCGUAGACACUUAUGAAGUUUCUUGUUCUAGAAUUGUUGUACUGCAAUGAAGAAAAGGAGAAAGGUUACUUCAAAUCUUGACGAGAAGAUCCAUCUAGGCUAUCAUAAAGAUUCUUCAGAAGGAAAUGGUGCAGUGGAGUGUAACCGAGUAACCUAUACUCAUUCAGCAGAAAGAUCAUCUCCUGAAACCCGUCACUGUUACCAGGAACUUCCUCCCUCUCCAGAUCAGAGGAAGCUUUUGAGUUCUUUGCAGUAUAAUAAGAAUUUACUGAAGUAUUUAAAUGAUGAUAGGCAGAAACAACCAUCUUUCUGUGAUUUACUUAUCAUAGUAGAAGGAAAAGAAUUUAGUGCACAUAAAGUGGUGGUUGCUGUUGGCAGUAGUUAUUUUCAUGCCUGUUUGAGCAAAAAUCCAAGCACCGAUGUUGUCACCCUGGAUCACGUAACACAUUCAGUUUUUCAGCAUUUGCUUGAAUUUCUGUACACAUCAGAAUUUUUUGUGUACAAAUAUGAAAUACCCCUUGUUUUAGAGGCUGCAAAAUUUCUGGACAUUAUAGAUGCAGUUAAGCUGCUAAAUAAUGAAAACGUUGCCACUUUUCAGUCUGAGAUAACUGAAAAGUCAUCACCAGAAGAAGCGCUAAGUGAAUUAACUGGAAGACUAUCAAAUAAUCAUCAGUGCAAAUUCUGUAGUAGACAUUUUUGUUAUAAAAAAUCCUUAGAGAACCAUUUGACUAAAACCCAUAGAUCACUUUUAUUAGGGAAAAAACAUGGGUUAAAAAUGCUGGAGAGAAGUUUUUCCGCAAGACGAUCAAAAAGGAAUCGGAAAUGCCCUGUUAAGUUUGAUGACACCAGUGAUGAUGAACAAGAAAGUGUUGAUGGGUUGGACAAUUUGAAUCAAGAAAAUUUUGAUAAGGAAAAGUCAGAUAGAAAUGAUUCAGAGGAUCCUGGAAGUGAAUAUAAUGCUGAAGAAGAUGGGCUAGAGGAAGAUAUGUCAGAUGAAUAUUCUGACAUUGAAGAGCAAAGUGAAAAAGAUAAUAAUGAUGGAGAAGAGGAACCUGAGGCUGGUGAUUCUGUAGGAAAUACUCAUGAGGGGUUAACUCCAGUAGUCAUUCAGAGCAGUAACAAAAAAAUACUGCAAUGUCCUAAAUGUGAUAAAACAUUUGACCGAAUAGGAAAAUAUGAGAGCCACACCCGUGUUCACACAGGUGAGAAGCCCUUUGAGUGUGAUAUUUGUCACCAGCGCUAUUCGACGAAGUCUAACCUAACUGUUCACAGGAAGAAGCACAGUAAUGAAACAGAAUUUCAUAAGAAGGAGCACAAGUGCCCUUAUUGUAAUAAACUUCAUGCAAGCAAGAAGACUUUAGCCAAGCAUGUUAAGAGAUUUCAUCCUGAAAAUGCACAAGAAUUUAUUUCAAUUAAGAAGACUAAGAGUGAAAGUUGGAAAUGUGAUAUUUGUAAGAAAUCCUUUACUCGAAGACCACACCUGGAGGAACAUAUGAUUUUACAUUCUCAAGAUAAACCUUUUAAGUGUACCUAUUGUGAAGAACAUUUCAAAUCACGGUUUGCACGGUUAAAGCAUCAAGAAAAAUUUCAUCUCGGCCCUUUUCCGUGUGAUAUAUGUGGUCGCCAGUUUAAUGAUACUGGAAAUUUGAAACGCCAUAUUGAAUGUACCCAUGGUGGAAAGAGAAAAUGGACUUGUUUUAUUUGUGGAAAAUCAGUACGAGAAAGAACUACUUUAAAAGAACAUUUAAGAAUUCAUAGUGGAGAAAAGCCUCAUCUUUGUAGUAUUUGUGGGCAAAGUUUUCGUCAUGGGAGUUCAUACAGACUUCACUUACGAGUACAUCAUGAUGAUAAAAGAUAUGAGUGUGAUGAAUGUGGAAAAACAUUUAUUCGUCAUGACCACCUUACAAAGCACAAAAAAAUACAUUCAGGAGAAAAGGCUCAUCAAUGUGAAGAAUGUGGAAAAUGUUUUGGUCGUAGAGAUCAUCUCACUGUUCAUUACAAAAGUGUACACCUUGGAGAGAAAGUGUGGCAAAAAUAUAAAGCAACAUUUCAUCAAUGUGAUGUUUGUAAGAAAAUUUUUAAAGGCAAAUCAAGUCUGGAAAUGCAUUUUCGGACACAUUCAGGUGAAAAACCAUACAAGUGUCAAAUUUGCAAUCAAUCUUUUAGAAUUAAGAAAACUUUAACAAAACACCUGGUUAUUCAUUCUGAUGCCCGACCUUUCAACUGUCAGCACUGUAAUGCAACAUUUAAGCGGAAAGACAAGCUGAAAUACCACAUUGACCAUGUCCAUGGUAUAAAAUCUCCUGAUGAGCCUUUCAGUACUUCUGAGGAAAAACUUGUAUCCUUGCCAGUGGAGUACUCAUCUGAUGACAAAAUCUUUCAAACAGAAACAAAACAAUAUAUGGAUCAGCCCAAAGUUUAUCAAUCAGAAGCCAAAACUAUGUUGCAGAAUGUAUCUGCUGAAGUAUGUGUUCCAGUAACACUGGUUCCAGUUCAGAUGCCUGACACUCAGAGUGACCUUGUGCAGCACAACACGCUUCCACCAUCAUCUCAUGAGAUCCUUCCACCACAGCCACAAUCAACUGAUUAUCCACGAGCUACUGACUUAGCUUUUCUGGAAAAAUAUACUCUCACUCCUCAACCUGCAAAUAUAGUUCAUCCAGUCCAACCUGAACAAAUGCUAGAUCCUAGAGAACAGUCUUAUCUUGGAACAUUACUAGGACUUGAUAACACUACCGCUGUACAAAAUAUUUCUAAUAAUGAACAACAUUCAUGAGUAAAUCUAAACAUUCCACAGACUUUUUUGAUAGUUAUAUACUAAUGGCAGCCAAGAACUGAUGACUUUUCAAUUAGUAGGGCUGCUCUUUUUUCAUUUUCUCUAGCUUCUCAAGUCCUCAGAAGAGUUUCAAAUUCAGAAAAAUAUGUAUCUCUGUUUACUUAACAUGAAUAUUUGGACACAUUUUGCGGCAUAAUAAUAUUUGAAGUGAACAUUUUUAUGAUUUUAAAAUAUUUAGUGUCAAUUUUUAUUGUUUUCUCAAACUUUCAAAUUAUUAGCUGCUGACAUGAUUUUUUUUUUUUUUAAAUCAUCAGUGGAAACUUUUAUUCUUCUUUAAUCUCAUUCUUUUAUCCCUUCCCUGUCUUCCAAACAAGUUUAAGGACCAUGUAGCUUUUAAGAAGAAAUAUAAGAGUAUACUGAUAAUUGCAACUGUUCUUUACUCUAAUAUAAGAUUUAUUAUUAUUUCAUCCAGAUUUUUUUAAUUGAAAUUAGGAAUUUGAGUUUAUAAGAAAGUCUUGGAUAUUUCUGUCCUGUUUUUCCAUCUGUCCAUAAUUUCAGGUUAUUAUCCUUUGGACAAACUCAAAGCCAGAGAGUUAAAGCAACUAAAAUGAGCCUGUUAAAUGAAAUUCAUGGUUGAAAUAAUUAUCCAGAUAAUUGGUUCUUGCCUGUGCUUCAAUGAUGAUGAAUAAGAAAUGCAAACAUAAAUCUAGACAUUAAAUUAUUUCAAAUUAUAUAAGUUGAAAAUAUGUUAAAAGAAAAAUAUGACAUUUUUAAUUAGAUGUCUUUCAAGGUAAGUUCGUCUUUUGUAUUAUGCCAUGUAUUUCCCAGAACAUUAACAAUAUAUCCCAGCAAGUAUCUCCAUCUUACUAAGGGGGCGGGGGUCAAUUAUAACUAACUAAUGAGGUUUAAUUAAAGAAGUGACUUCUGGUUUCAUUUACUUUUCAACUCUGGGAAACAGAACCUAGAUAUUUCAUGUAGUUAGAAAAUGUGCCAAACAAAUUAUAAAAUUAAUUACUAACUCAACUAAAUGAUUUCUAAUGGAACCAGUACUUGUAUACAGGUUUACAUAUAAUCCAGAUUUUUAUUUUUGCAUUUCACAUAAACCUAAUAUCUUCAGUUAUCUUUGAUUUUUAUUUUUGUAUGAGACAACAGUUGAGGAUUUGGUAAAAGGAGAUAGCAGUUACAGGAAAACCUCAUUUGAAAUUAAUUGAGGGAAAAGUAAGUGAAAAUUAUAAGAGACUUUAAAUACCUGCACUUUCAAUAUUUUCAAGUCAAUUUAAUCUUAAACUAGGAUGAUGUUUCCUUGUAGAGUUGCCUGAUAGAUUAGGGUAGGCCAGGAUGAUUUAUUUUUAGCAUGUCAUCUGUAUGUACACUACUGGAAAAUAGCAGUUUAAAAGUUUUCCCUUUCAGUCUUGUUUACACUUCUAAUUGCUUUAAGCACUUUCUUUGUGUAAACUGUAAAGUUGGCCCAGCUCUUGUGAAAAAAUCACAAAUAAAAUAAUGAACUUUUAAUAAAUAAAAUUUAGCCACUUAAUAAUGGAGAAAAUUAUUUGCUGAAGCACUUAACAAAUGGAGGUACUUUACAGGAAAAUUGAGGCAGUUAACCAAAGUAGCUCACAUAAUCAAACCAAUCUGAGUUUUGCCUCAUUUAUCAGGGUUUGGUGUAAUUAUUCUAGGCCCAGUAGAUAUAACUAAUGUAUUAAUUCUUCUUCUUUUCAGUAUUUUUAUUUACUUUUGUGUAAAACUAUUAUAUCUGGGAUACUGACAUGAUUGAGCUUGACUAUAUGAGGUACUAUUAGUCUGUUUGUCUUUCAAAUUGACUUUUAAAAAUACAUGUCUUUGUGAUUUUUAUCAUAAAGGCUGAUGAGAUUUUUUAAAAAUCUUAUAGUGAAAAGAAAGCAUACCUAAAAAUGUUCCCUGCCUUACAUAUAAACCAAUGUAGGAAAGAUUGGAUUUCUAAAGAGGCAAAUGGUAUGUGUAUAUUGGGUGGCAGAAAAAGAGGGUAUUGCAUUUUCACAUUGAAAAGAAUACUUUCCUUUUGAAGGUAUUUACAUUAGGGUUCUUUUAAUAAUAAUAUCCUAAUGCUUUAAUGUACGAUUUGAUUUGUAGGAAUUGGUUUACAUGGAACUUUCUGAAAUACAUCUCUUAUGUAAAGUGAAAUACAUUUGUAUUUAGUUAUUAUUGUAUGUAACUUAAAGUUGAAUAGUGGUUUACUGUUUUAUACAAUGCUUUCACAUAUGUUGUCUCAUUUGAACCUCAUAAGCAGCUCUGAAAUAGAAAGGACAUGCUGUGUUCCUAUUUUAGAGAUGAAGAAUCUGAGGUUAAGAUAAGGGACUCAAUUAAACUCACAUGGUCAAUAAUUGAAAGUGCAAGAAAAUUAGCAUUAACGAGUGCUUACUAUGUGUCAAGCACUACAUUCUCUAAUUUAAACAGUCUUGGAGGUAGGUCAUACAAUUCUUAUGAAGAAAUGGUCUCAGAGGGGGACCAAAAAUAUCUGCUGCCUCUAAUUCCAAAACUAUAGAAAAUUUUAAAUUUAUGAAAACCUCAUGGAUUUGGGCAAACUGAAUGUAUGUAAGUUUUGAAGUUGGCACAACAAAACAUGAAUUGAGGCCUGCUCCUCUUAGUUGACUUUUUUUAACGUUUGCUUUAGAGUAUUUUGGACAAGUUUCCAUUAACUCUAAAAUCCAUUAUUUCUGUAACUAUACUUAAAGUUUGAAUCUUGAAAUUAAGUUUAGCCUCAUUCAGAAUUUUUUAUUUUAUGAGCAUAAUUUAUUAUUUAAAUUAAUUUUUAGCUGAUAGCAGUUAGCACUUCAUCUGUAAAUUGAAUAAUUUAUGAAGUACAGACAUUUGUUAACCUAAUCAGUUUUUACUUAAAUGCACCAAAGAUUUUUAGUAGAUAAUAAAUAGAUCAAAAUAAUUUAAAUUCUUUGUUGUGUGAAUAAAUGCUUGUCCAAAGAAGCACAGUUCAAGUCCUAGGGUUAUGGAUUUUAAAAAAGAAAUUGUUAGUUUGAAUACUGAGACUAGGUGUUAAGUGUUUGUGUUUAUAUGUAUAAAAAUAAGAGCAGAAGAAAAUACUCUGGGAAUUGUCAUACUGACAAACAGUUUAUAAGUAAAAUUACUCAGUUUUCCUCAGUUUAGUUGAGUGUUAUCUUUUAAAUAGACACUAUUAAAUGCUAAAAAUUCUUAUUUUUUACAAUACACUAUUAAUUUUUGCCUUAGAAUUUUUUUUUUUUAAGUCAAGUUGAGGUUAUUUUUGUAAGAAACACCACCUAUUUUUUUGCAGCCUAAAAAUACCAUUUAAGGUUAGAGUUUGUUCCUCACUCCAGCAAAAUUUAACCAACAACUGUAAAUGCCAUGGUCAUUGCAUACUUUCAAGUAAUUUAGACCUUUAUUGCUGGGGAGAAGAGGAGGAAUAAUAUUAGGGUUUUAAACUGGUGCUUUAUUAAGUGACUUCUUUUAAGUGAUGGUAGGUCAUGAAAUAGGUACACUAAUAAUUUUCUAUCAAAUUUUAAAAGUGUCAAAACAGCUUUGUAGGGUGACUGUAAACUGUUAGUUAAGGGGUAAUACGUAAUUAAAUACCAUUCAUUGCUUUUCACUCUAUAAUGCAAACAAAUUAAAAAACACAAACUGGUAUGUUUAUAAGCUUGAGUUUUCUUCCUACCAUAUCUCUUUUAUGUAUCAUUGAUGAAAAGUCAGAUUUGGGGCAUUAGCUAUUUGAUAGUGUCCUUUUAUGCCCAUUCUUUUCUUGAUUAAAUAUUUUGUGCCUUUUCAAUGGGUUGUAGUUACAGUUGAUUCUACUGGCUAGAUUGUACUGGUUAAUAAAUGAUGUUUUGUUAUUGUUAUGCGUCUUAAGUUUGUGUUGCCUGCUGGACAGGCAGUGAUUUUUUUUUUUUUUUUUUUUUAGGUUGCUGUAUGUUUAUAUAGGGAAACUGGCACUAAGAAUUAGUAUGAAUAUUUGUUUUUAUGAUUUGUGCAUCAUAAUUUUUAUCUCUACUGUGGCCUUUAUAGUUACUGUGAAGCCACUCUUGGGCCUGACUUUAGAGACUUACUAGAGGAAUCUGAUAAAUAAAAUAAAAUAAGAGUA
Choloepus didactylus (southern two-toed sloth) is the source of this 7280-nucleotide messenger RNA. RefSeq names its product zinc finger and BTB domain containing 41 (gene ZBTB41). The coding region runs from base 467 to 3196 and encodes 909 amino acids. The record is from RefSeq and is a predicted model, not a curated record. Gene Ontology annotation, cellular component: nucleus. The transcript is spliced from 11 exons. Gene Ontology annotation, biological process: regulation of transcription by RNA polymerase II. Lineage: Eukaryota; Metazoa; Chordata; Mammalia; Pilosa; Megalonychidae. Gene Ontology annotation, molecular function: DNA-binding transcription factor activity, RNA polymerase II-specific; RNA polymerase II transcription regulatory region sequence-specific DNA binding; protein binding.